GCCAGAAUAAUGCUCCAGCGCAUGAUGAAGAAUCGGCACCGCCUGCAGCAUUUUGCUGCUGCGUUGGCCGUCUCGCAGCUACACAGAAUCGUGCCAGAGGCAAGCGUGGCUAAAGCUUCUACUGCUGCGGCUGCUGCUGAUCUGCCCCGCCGCGUUGAUCAGGCCAAAAGGCUACGGGAUGUCUACCAGACACGCUUUGCAUUUCCUGAAUGGAGCGUUGAGCUGCUUGAGAGAGGCGAGUUGGAGCAGCUUUCGCACAAAGUGACAGUCUAUUUCCCACGUGGCGCUCAUCGCGGCGAUGUGGAGAGGCUGACCAAAGAGCGCGAGCCUGUCAACAUUGCCAUGCAGCGCUAUUAUGACAAGGAGAAGCUGCAGCAGUUCUUUGGCUUCACAGAAGGCUUCUAUGCUAAGAGUUCUGCUGAGAAGCUUUUGCCCAACAUCGCGAUUUAUUGCCAGACUCCAAUGCGAUCUGCAGGUGAGCAGGCAGACGUGCAUGUCAUCAAUGUGAUAGGCUACGCCUUCGAUGUGCCCGAGCAGCCAGACUUUCAGUAUUUUCUGUCAGGACGUGGCAAGGGAACAGAAGAAGAACUGGUGGCAAAAAUGAGGCAGAUGUGGAGAUACAUUUUUAUUUGUGCCAGAGACAAAGGCUUGAAGCGAGUCUUCCUGGCCAAUGUGGGGGGUGGAGCCUUCUCUGCGGAGUUGCAGAGAUACCACGACUACAACCGUCUCAAGGAGGCUUCCCUGGAGCCAGUGCUGAAAGAGUUUCAGGGCAUUGAGGUCAGGGAGCUGCCGCGGAUCCCGCACUGGGUCUUUGGCCCUGAGGGGAAAGCUGUGGUCGCUGAGAGUCUGCUGGUGAAUGCGUGGGAUCCCUGGAGCAUGGUGGGCAAUGGCAAUGCUGCUGACAACAGCCUGGAUGGUUUCUUUGGAAGGAGCACAGCCAUGGCUUUGCUCUGCUGGCCCAUCACCAAUCCAAACCUGACCUACAAAGAGGUAUGACGGUCGCUCCACGUGCCAGCAAGGCUCGCUGCGUUGUACAGACCGUUCAUCUCCCAACGGUUUCAAA
This is a messenger RNA of Effrenium voratum, 1063 nucleotides long. The record is from the annotation of a GenBank genome assembly. NCBI's taxonomy places the organism in Eukaryota, Dinophyceae, Suessiales, Symbiodiniaceae.